GUUAGUCCACCAAUCCCCCUGAAGUAUAGACGUAUAAAAACAGUGCAAAGUUGAGGUUCACAUAUGUUGACACUUGACCAUAGAUAAGUACUCUACUUUGUGCAGUUGACAAGUUGAAAAUUGACAAUGACGUUAACACCUGGUUCGAUUUCAAACUGACAAAAACAUGUAGAUUUGAAUAACAAUAAGUCACAAAUAUCAACUUUUGAUAGUUAUAAGUAAUUUAAUAAUUUUACAAGUUGCGUUUAUUCAAAACAUUGUGAAUUAGUUUUGACAUGAACAUUAUUAACUUCCUUGAUUUCCGAAGAUUCCAAAUGAAGAACAUUUGGAUCUAUAUUUUACUAUUUUGUUUAAAAUGUAACAGCUGUGUUACACAAAAAGGACCGGAUCCGUGGGACUAUGAAAGUCAUCGUUUGCCCCCACAAUUUUCAGAGAAUAUACCUCCAGAUCUUCGACACGUUCCGAAGAAAAUCGUAAAUACAGAAAGCAAUGUUGGAAUGAGCGAAUGGUUUUUCAAACGUAUUCUAGUCACAGUUUUAAAAGGUGGUCAAGUAAAGGAAAAUGAAGAUAAAACAGUAGAUGUGGCUUUGCAAAUGAAAUUUAAUGAAGAACAAUGGGCAUUACUAAAUCAAUACACAAUAUCAGACAAGCAACUGACUGAAGAUAACUUCAGACGCACAAUAGGAUACAUAGAAAAUUCAAUUUACAAACCGUCCAUAACAGAAAAGGUUGUGAUGGCAUGGAAUGAGUAUAUACAAAUUUAUUUAAGUCAAUAUCGAGUUGAAAUAACUUGGGUUCUUGGAUUGUUGUCAGUCAAACUUGCAAUGAUUUGGCUUCUAAAAAGGAUGUCACAUCAACAUAUGAUGAUUAUUUUAUUUGCUACACUCUAUUUAUAUGAAGUAUUUGUAUCUUAUAAGGAAGCGGAAAAGCAAGAUUUGGAGCGAUUCCUAUCUGCUAUUAAUAAAUGCAAAUGGUACUUCUGGUCAUCAGACUGUGAUGUGCCGCCACCUGAUCCACUGAUGUUCUUGAAACAUAUGAACCCUUUGAAGAUUGGAAUUAGAAUAUUUACCACAUUGAUCACUGAACCAAUGUUAAUAAUAAGUGAUAACAUUAAAACAAUUAUUCAUGGUAUCACAGAUGGGCUAUGGUUUCCAUUGGAUAAAAUAAUGUUUGGCAUGUUAAUAAUUAUCUUCAACACAUUAUUGAUCUUCCUCUUGAUAAUGGUAAUCUUUAAUUACAUACUAAAUAUACCAUUCAAUCUCAGUUUUCUGGGCUUGAUAAAUAUCGGGUUGAAGUCACGGAAUAGGUUUUCUGUAAAUACUAACGAAGGGACAUUAAAAAUUGACGAUGGUGAUAGAAUAAGUGGACCAAGACUGGACAGAUUGUUAGAUAUUUGUUCCCGAGCUCUUUCAACACAACACAGUGAAGUUUCACAAAAUGGUAAUGCUAAGUUGCAAAUAAAAUCAGGUAGUUCAACAUUAAGAAGAUCUGCUAGUACUGGAAGAUUACCUAGUUUACAAACAGAAUGGCUAAGUAAUAAUAGACUGGCUAUUGAAGACAAUGUUAAGAAAAAUAACAUCAGACAACGGAAUAAAAAGGGAACAGAUGGUAGUGGUGAUGCUUAGUAUUGUAAGCAAAUUAAUCAGGUUAGAAUCUGAAACUAGUUGAACCUAACACUGGACUAACUGUGUGAGUAUAGCUGUUUUUUAGGUUAUAUUGCUUCACAAAAGAUUAAUUAAUUUUAUGUGCCAUUAUAAGACUUAAACAUUAUCAUUUGAUAUACAAAGUGAGAACUAAAU
Messenger RNA from Papilio machaon (common yellow swallowtail), 1799 nucleotides. RefSeq lists its product as uncharacterized. The coding region runs from base 276 to 1625 and encodes 449 amino acids. The transcript is spliced from 5 exons. Lineage: Eukaryota; Metazoa; Arthropoda; Insecta; Lepidoptera; Papilionidae. The record is from RefSeq and is a predicted model, not a curated record.